AUGUGUACAGAUCAAUUUCACGGCUUUCUCCAAGCUCUACCGAAAUGCGAACAUCACGUCCACAUCGAGGGUACACUCUCGCCUGAGCUUCUCUUUCAACUGGCGGAGAAGAACGGCGUCACCCUGCCUUCGGACACUGAUGCCGCGUUUGCAAGUCCGUCGGCACUCCGCGCUCGCUACCGUGAAUUCAAGUCACUCGACGACUUUCUACAGUAUUAUUACACAGGUUUCUCUGUCUUGCUGACAACCGACGAUUUUGCCGACCUGGCUUACGCCUACCUCGCCAUCGCCCACGCCCAAUCGGUCCGGCAUGCCGAGGUCUUCUUCGAUCCCCAGGCACACACCUCGCGAGGUGUCUCGUACGUGACGGUCAUCGAGGGCCUGUCGACGGCUCGCCGCCGUGCCGCGGUGGACUUCCCCCAGCUGUCCGUGGCAUUUGUUCCCUGUCUCCUCCGCCACCUGCCGGUCCCGUCUGCCCACAGUAUGCUCGACGAAAUCGUCACCGCCGGCCACUUUGACGACGGCACCCUGAUCGGCUUCGGCAUGUCGAGCUCAGAGGCUCCGUACCCGCCCACCCUCUUCAGCUCUGUCUACGACGCGGCCAGGGCAGCGGGCAUCCAGAACCUCACGGCCCACGCCGGCGAGGAAGGGCCCCCCUCCUUUGUGUCGUCGGCCCUCGCCGACCUCGGCGUGCUUCGCAUCGACCACGGCCGCCGCGCCGCCGAGGACGACGCGCUGCUCGCGCAGCUCGCCCGCGACAAGACCAUGCUGACGCUGUGUCCCGUGUCCAACGUGGUGCUGCGCGGCGCGGCGCGGCUCGCCGACCUGCCCAUCCGCAAGUUCCUCGACGCCGGCGUCAGGUUCAGCAUCAACAGCGACGAUCCGGCCUACUUUGGCGGGUACAUUUUGGAGAACUACUGCGCCGUGCAUGACGCGUUCGAUCUGAGCGUGGAUGAGUGGGCUGGCGUUGCCAUGGGUGCGGUCGAGGGGAGCUGGUGCGACGAGGCGAGAAAGGCUGUGCUCCGGGCCGAGGUGGAACAAGUAGUCGGCGAGUGGCGGGGGAGGCUGGCUAUGGUUUGA
This is a messenger RNA of Verticillium dahliae VdLs.17, 1080 nucleotides long. Its product is annotated as adenosine deaminase. The coding region runs from base 1 to 1080 and encodes 359 amino acids. The record is from RefSeq and is a predicted model, not a curated record. Gene Ontology annotation, molecular function: adenine deaminase activity. The transcript has a single exon. Gene Ontology annotation, biological process: hypoxanthine salvage; purine ribonucleoside monophosphate biosynthetic process; adenine catabolic process. Gene Ontology annotation, cellular component: nucleus; cytosol. NCBI's taxonomy places the organism in Eukaryota, Fungi, Ascomycota, Sordariomycetes, Glomerellales, Plectosphaerellaceae.